GACGCGGCUCCGUGAGUUCUUGCUUGCCUCUUCCUGGUGGUCUCGGAGCCUUAGUUUUGCCCUGUGACGUCCCUGGCCCCCACCUUUCACUUGCCACGCAGGCACGGUCUCGGGACCCCAGUGCCCCGUAUUUGAAGGAAAAUGAUGGAAGAGAGUGGAAUAGAGACAACACCACCUGGCACUCCUCCACCCAACCUUGCAAGACUGGCCGCUGCUGCGAUGUCGUCCGCACCAGGUUCUUUAGCGGCCACCAGCUCUUUUUCUUCUCCAAACGUAUCCUCUAUGCAGUCCAUGCCACCACACGCAUACUCCACCCCUCAGCCCUCCCUACCUCCUGUCACUCCUUCGGCACCGUUACCUUUUGUGCCUCCUUCACCAGUUCCGUCUGUAUCACCGCGGGUUACUGCUAUUCCACCUCCUGUUUUUCCAUCCGCUGCUGCCACCUUCACGAGUCCGCCUUUACCCCCCUUCCCGCCUUCCACUUCUGCCCCAAGCACCCUAGUCUCUGCUCCCUCUUCGAGCCCGCCUACUUCAGGGUUUUCUGUUGGAUCAACUUACGACAUUACACGAGGUCAUGCAGGGAGAGCCCCCCAGACACCCCUGAUGCCAUCAUUUUCUGCACCUGCGGUAACAGUUACGCAGGGUGUGGCUGGGAAUCCCAUGGUGAAGUCUGUGCUUGACAAAACCAAACAUUCGGUGGAAAGCAUGAUUACAACUCUGGAUCCUGGGAUGGCUCCAUAUAUCAAAUCUGGAGGUGAACUGGAUAUUGUAGUGACUUCAGAUAAGGAGGUGAAAGUUGCUGCUGUCCGAGACGCCUUCCAGGAAGUCUUUGGUUUAGCUGUGGUGGUUGGGGAAGCUGGACAGUCCAACAUUGCACCACAGCCCGUGGGAUAUGCAGCUGGAUUGAAAGGAGCCCAGGAACGGAUAGAUAGCUUACGUCGGUCUGGGGUGAUCCAUGAAAAACAAACUGCUGUGUCAGUAGAGAACUUCAUUGCAGAAUUGUUACCUGACAAAUGGUUUGACAUCGGCUGUGUGAUAGUCGAGGACCCUGCCCACGGGGUUCACUUGGAAACAUUUACACAAGCCACACCGGUGCCUUUGGAAUUCGUACAACAGGCUCAAAGUCUAACUCCCCAGGACUACAAUUUAAGGUGGUCGGGCCUUUUGGUAACCGUGGGUGAAGUCCUGGAAAAGAGCUCAUUAAAUGUCAGCCGGACUGAUUGGCACGUGGCCUUUACUGGCAUGUCUCGUCGACAGAUGAUCUACAGCGCAGCCAAAGCAAUAGCAGUUGAUGACUUUCCUAGAAUCCUCAAAGAGCAAUGCCAGGGUUAUUCCAUGACUUGGGUGAAGCCAAGUCAUUUUCCUGCACCUGCUAAUUUGGUGAGCCUUCUGCUCUUUGGAACUGGGUGAGUGAGUGCGGAGCAGGCGUAGAGAAGGGCGGGAUGCAAGAGAGAAAUACAUGAUCUGGAUCUGCUUCUCUGAUUCCUUCUUUGGCCCGUUAUCUUCGCCAGCCUUCAGACCACGGCUGACUCCACAUGCUCAGCCUUCACUCUCUCUUGCUUGUUCCUCAUUUGUUUCACUUCUUGCGCAUGAGACUAAACUUAGAAGAGCCUUGCAAGAACAGGUCAUGAUCUCAAACACAACGUGGCAACUUGAUCCCGGCAGAUUUUAGUGGUGGAAUCUAAAUUCCAUGAAACACGCUGAUUGUCUAAGACCGCUUAUAUAAUCACUUUACCAGUUACCUAACCCCUCUCCCCAAUUUUUUUCUUUCUACCCAUCUGCUUGUAACGCCCACAUCAGCGUUUAUGUACACUUACUUUCAUUCUUUCUUGAUCUCUUCCGUCCCCCCUCCCCCAGCCUCUUCCCUGUUAACUUUCUUUCAGACAGAGGGGCUCAACUUACUUUUUGCUCCCUCAUGCAUCUUAAGAAAACCCAUCUUGAACUUGGUUCUUUUACCAGUGUUGUUUUGGUACUUUUAUGUGAGCUUUCUCCUGAGGAGCUCCAGGAGCCACCUAAGUGAAUGUAAGAAGCUUAUACACUUUCUCGUUCUAAUGAAAUAUUUGGAAGAAACUGGAAAGCUGCACAAGAACCAGGCAGCACAGUUACAGGCGCUCCUGUCCCGUGAUGGAGGAACAGCAACAUUGUGCCUGGAGCGGCGCCACAGGCUUCUGGAACUGGAAACGCCUUGGUUCUCCCGCUCAGUCUGUCGUCAUUUCCGUGUUCCAUGCCCUAUUAUUUCGGGAGGAUUAAUGAGGUAAAACAUCGAGAUGAAAAAAUAAUAUAAUAGUAAAUGAUACAACUGAAAGUGUUAUGUACAUUUAUUAAAAAUUAUGCAGAUUAUCAAGAUGCUCAGGAUUCAACUAAAUGACUUCCAUGUUGUUAAAUUUCCUAUGUUCCAUGGAUAAAACAAAUUUCUAAUGAACUUGUGUUCUGUGAUGCCAAAUUGAUAAUAUUUUAUGUUCUGAAAGAUGCUAGUUAUCCAUAAAUUAUUAAGAGACUUGGAUUCUUUUAAUUCCCAGUAUAUCAGGUUCAUUUUAAGAUACCAUGCAGGAUGAUGGGUAAAACCCAUUUUGUAACUAUGUAAAUAUGCCACAAAUAAAUAAUACUUUGACUGAUUUCCCAAAA
Echinops telfairi (small Madagascar hedgehog) is the source of this 2625-nucleotide messenger RNA. RefSeq names its product proline rich coiled-coil 1 (gene PRRC1). Gene Ontology annotation, cellular component: cytoplasm. The coding region runs from base 142 to 1410 and encodes 422 amino acids. The transcript is spliced from 9 exons. Gene Ontology annotation, molecular function: protein kinase A regulatory subunit binding. The record is from RefSeq and is a predicted model, not a curated record. Gene Ontology annotation, biological process: activation of protein kinase A activity. NCBI's taxonomy places the organism in Eukaryota, Metazoa, Chordata, Mammalia, Afrosoricida, Tenrecidae.